This is a messenger RNA of Leishmania mexicana MHOM/GT/2001/U1103, 825 nucleotides long. RefSeq lists its product as hypothetical. The transcript has a single exon. NCBI's taxonomy places the organism in Eukaryota, Euglenozoa, Kinetoplastea, Trypanosomatida, Trypanosomatidae. The record is from RefSeq and is a predicted model, not a curated record. The coding region runs from base 1 to 825 and encodes 274 amino acids. Gene Ontology annotation, molecular function: nucleic acid binding.
AUGGAUCCAUCGAAGCGAAUCUGUCUCAAGAACCUGCCAGAGGGGUGCACCAAGCGCGAACUCGCCGAGCUGGUACGCAACCGCACAGGCACACCGAUCCACAGCAUCGACCUAGGCCUCGACGCCGACGGGAAAACGCGGCGCUAUGCCCAUUUUUCCUGCGAGGGCGCGAAGCAUGUGCUGGAGGUGCUGAGCACUGGAGUAUCGUUGCGCGAUUCCACCAUAUACGCUCAUCCUGCCAAGACGCAUUACUCGUUCCGCUACGCUGAGGCUCGCCGCAAGCGAGAGCGGGCGGAAGCGGAGGAAAAGGAGCAGCUAGAGGCGUUUUGGGCUGCCUCGAGGCAACGCUUUUUGGACCGCACUAACGGCGGAGAGCUGCCCAAGAACAAGAUACCCAAAGACUUCUACGCGUCGAAGCGCAAGUAUGCGCGUAUCGCCGCCGAGAUCGCUCAAAUGUCGCGCAACGCGCACGCCGCCGCGAGGGGUGGCGCCGCCUAUGCCGAGCACCCACGCGGCGCCGCCCACGCAGCGCCGCCCUUCUCAGGCGCAGACUGUGGCACGAAUAGCGCUUAUCGGGCUGCUUCCAAGGAUCACGGCACCUCAGGUGGUGGUGCUGCCGCGGCUUGUGAGCCGCCUCGAACCACCGCGGGUGGUGGUGACGCCAAUGCAGCCAAGAAGUGUGCAUCGAGGCUUACGGCUGCCAAAUCUCAAGCACCUGCUGUCGCGCCACCGCCGCCGCCGCCUCCGGGGCCCACGAAAGAGGAACGAAAGCUGAGCGGCCUCCAGGCGAAGCUAGCUGCUCUGAAGGAGAAGCUGAAAAAGUGA